AAUCGACAUCCAAAUUUUUCUACAUUAUAUUAACAAGAGUAACGAAAAUCACCUAGAAGGGGAUAAUCUAACCAAUGAGAACGUCGACUGUGGCGACACCUUGCGCUACUACGCCGAAACCUACGCCCGAACUUACCACCCGUUCAUCGCACUGACUGUCUGCAUCCUUGGAAGUAUUGCCAACAUUCUAAACGUGAUUGUUUUAAGCCAGAAGGAGAUGAUCAACGCACCGAUUAACCGAAUCUUGACGGCUUUAGCCGUAACAGACGUGUUAGUAAUGCUGGAAUAUGUCCCUUACGUCUACUACUACUAUAUAGUGUUGCCCAAAAACCUCGACUUUCCUCUUCUGGGGGCCAUCUACAUCUUGUUCCAUAUCCACUUCGCCCAAACUCUUCACACAACGUCAAUUUGCUUAACACUGAUGUUAGCAGUGUGGAGAUUUUUAGCCUUACGCUACCCUGCCCGACAACACAUCUUCUGCUCCCACUCCAGGUGCACUCUUGGCAUUACCAUCAGUACCAUUCUUCCUUUAAUCCUGUGCACUCCCACCUACGUCACUAUUUCCAUCACCAGUGAACCCAUCAUUGAAAACACCACCAAGUAUACCCUCUACCACACCGAUCUUAGCGAGACCUUCAGAACUGACAAGACUCUACUCAAAAUCAACUUCUGGAUCUACGCCGUCUUCAUCAAACUACUUCCUUGUUGUAUCCUCACCGUCAUAAGUUCCUGGCUCAUUCGCACCCUCUUCAUCGCUAAACGACGCAAGCAAGUGCUACGCAGCUACGUCUGCUACGUCUUCAGGGAAGAUGGUCACUCUAAAGCGACGAAACCUUUGAAGACGGAGCGCCGAGCGGAACGCACUACGAAGAUGUUAAUCGCGGUUUUGGUUUUGUUUCUCAUAACUGAGUUUCCACAGGGAAUUUUUGCCUUCUUUAUUGGUAUCAAAGGGAAGAAUUUGUUCCUGGAUUGUUACCAACAGUACGGGGCUGUGAUGGAUAUUCUAGCGCUGGUCAGCGGGGCCAUCAAUUUCAUUUUAUAUUGUUUCAUGAACAGGAUGUUUCGGAAGAAUUUUGGGUUGCUCAUCAGGGAAAGGAUCUUCGGGUGCACGGUACCAGCGAAAAUCGAAGCCAAAUCAGCGACUCUUAACGAAUGGUCAGUGGAAAGUUUUUCCUUGAAACGCAUUUGUAAUUCAAGAGUGUGAUUAACGUUUUGAGUCAGAGUUGGCUUUGAGUUGGCACCACUGAACGUCGACAAUGUGAAUUUUCGGUGUUAAUUAUACCAUAAUUGUGACCCGUCGUAAUAUUUAAUCACACUGCUCAAACUUGGUAAUCCUACACCAUUUUUUAAUG
Zophobas morio is the source of this 1352-nucleotide messenger RNA. RefSeq names its product G-protein coupled receptor dmsr-1-like. Bases 218 to 1204 code for a protein of 328 amino acids. The transcript has 3 exons. Lineage: Eukaryota; Metazoa; Arthropoda; Insecta; Coleoptera; Tenebrionidae. Gene Ontology annotation, biological process: G protein-coupled receptor signaling pathway. Gene Ontology annotation, cellular component: plasma membrane. Gene Ontology annotation, molecular function: G protein-coupled peptide receptor activity. The record is from RefSeq and is a predicted model, not a curated record.